Mugil cephalus (flathead mullet) is the source of this 3026-nucleotide messenger RNA. It is a transcript of the gene pax8, whose product is annotated as paired box 8. NCBI's taxonomy places the organism in Eukaryota, Metazoa, Chordata, Actinopteri, Mugiliformes, Mugilidae. Gene Ontology annotation, biological process: anatomical structure development; regulation of transcription by RNA polymerase II. The coding region runs from base 661 to 2049 and encodes 462 amino acids. The transcript is spliced from 12 exons. The record is from RefSeq and is a predicted model, not a curated record. Gene Ontology annotation, molecular function: RNA polymerase II cis-regulatory region sequence-specific DNA binding; DNA-binding transcription factor activity, RNA polymerase II-specific.
UACCUGUCGUGAAUAAACCGCGAGGCAUCGCAGCAAUUCGAGCGCCGAAUUGCUUGUGGACCUCAGGAAGCAAUGUCACAUGCCUGUACACAGUCUAAUCAGAGGUGAAUGGGAACAAGCCGUCUCCUUGACAAGUGUUUCCGUACAGUCACUCACUGGGUGUAAUGCCAUCAAAACACGGGUUCAGUCAUCCUGUCUUUUUUCUUUUUCUUUCUUUCUUUCCUUUUUUUUUUUUUUUUAAUAUAAGGGGGCUGCACUUCUUCUUGUUCUUUUCCCCCAGUAAACCACACCUUCCCAUUCCUCCUCGUCCAAUGGCUGCAGGGCUCACUCCUCUACGCAGCCCCGGUUGGAUAAAACCUGGCUCAGUGUUGGCUGCGCGCAGCACAACACAACACAACACGACCGCAGACGUCUUUCUCUUCCAACACAGCUCGGACACGCGCAGCGCUACGCGACAAGGGUCCCGUCAUUUGGAUAAUAUCAGAAUAUUAAUUGGGGGAACGUUUUCGAUUGCACCUCCGUCUUGGCAAGCUUGUGAUCGGCGGUGCACACUCAUGCCAGACAAAGCAGGACGUGGAGUAAAAACACUUUAACUGGGACAAGCGUGGAGAGGAGAGCGUCACGUUCAGCUGGUGGAGCAAAGACCAAAAACUCAGGGAUAUGUCCAAUAACACUGGAAGAGGUCAUGGGGGUCUUAACCAACUAGGUGGAAUGUUUGUCAAUGGCCGCCCACUUCCGGAGGUGAUCCGGCAACGCAUCGUGGACAUGGCCCACCAGGGGGUUCGGCCCUGUGACAUCUCCCGGCAGCUCAGAGUCAGCCACGGCUGCGUCAGCAAGAUCCUGGGCCGCUACUACGAGACCGGCAGCAUCAAGCCUGGUGUGAUUGGCGGCUCCAAGCCCAAAGUGGCCACCCCAAAAGUUGUGGAUAAGAUCGCAGAGUACAAGAGGCAGAAUCCCACCAUGUUUGCCUGGGAAAUCAGAGAUCGGCUGUUGGCAGAGGGAGUGUGUGAUGGUGACACGGUGCCCAGCGUGAGCUCCAUUAACAGAAUAAUUCGGACAAAGGUUCAGCAGCCGUUUAAUCUCCCACUGGAUGGAAAAGGUCUGAGUCCAGGACAAACAUUAAUUCCAAGUUCAGCGGUCACCCCUCCUGAGUCUCCGCAGUCCGACUCUUUGGGCUCCACCUACUCCAUCAGCGGCUUGUUGGGUAUCCCCCAACCCAGCGCAGAGGGCAAGAGGAGCCACGAUGACAGUGAUCAGGAGAGUUGUCGGCACAGUGUGGACUCUCAGGGCAGCGGGGGCGUCCCGAGGAAACAGAUGAGAGUGGAUCAUUUCUCUGCAGCCACACAACAUCUAGACUGCGGGUUUGACCGUCAUCAUUUUCCAUCGGACUCAUUUAACUCCGCCUCGAGCAGCAAGACAGAACAGACUUUGUACCCGCUUUCCCUCAUCAAUGGCAGCCUAGAUGAAGCCAAGACCAGCCUCUCAACAUCCAGCUCUGCUAUUGGACGGAAUCUGUCGGCGCACCAGAGCUACACCAUGGUGACCGAGCCCCUCCAGACGCUGCCGCUGUGUCUGAAACAGGAAAUGUCCCCAGAAGUGACCAGUACAAGCCCGUCCCCAAACAUGGCAGCGUCCAACCUGGCCUUUGUGGAGCUGCAGGCGCUGCAGAAACCUGUUUCUCUCAGCAGCAGCUGCAGUAGCUCCAACCAUUUCCCCAACACCUUCAACUCAUUUUCCCAUCAUGCACCAGUGUACGGGCAGUUCAGCAGCCAACCUAUCAUCUCAGGGCGUGACAUGGUGAGCUCCACCCUGCCAGGCUACCCACCUCACAUCCCCUCCCCGGCCCAGUCAGGAUACACCUCCUCUGCCAUCACGGGUAUGGUAGCAGCAGGUGCAGACUACUCGGGUCAGACCUACAGCCAUUCACCCUACACCUCCUACAGCGAAGCCUGGAGGUUCACCAACUCCAGCAUACUAGGCUCACCCUACUACUACAGCUCGGCCUCCCGCACAGGUCCACCGUCUACGGCCGCCUACGACCACCUCUAGUCCCCGUCGCAGCAACUGGACAGCUCCACAUCAGCUGAUCGCGGACCAAGGCACGAAAGCCAAAACAGGAUGUGGACUUGAGACUCUGCUGAUGAACCAGCGCCACAUUCUUAUUUUUCUAACAUCCUCUCACCGUCAGCAACAAGUCUUGCGUUAUUUAUUUGUCAUUACCAAUGCCAUCUCCAAGGGUAACUGUGACUCAUGCACGUUUACACAUUGUCAACACUGAACUCCUCCAGGGCCUGUUUGACUCAAGCACGGUGCAUAUUUUCAGUAUAAAUCUCUUUAACACUGUUUUGGCCAAAGACUUUUUUUUCCUUUUUUUUUUCUGGCACAUCUGCAACUUGACUCCACUGAUCCAGUGAAUAGGGAUAUGCAACUUCUUUAUACUGAACUAUGCCUGCUUUGUUUACAAUGCGUUUUUUUUUUAUUAAAAAAAAAAAAAGAAAGAAAGAAAAAGUGAAUCCUGUCCUACCACGUACAACUAAUUAAUUCCUAUUCUUGGUCUGCUGUAUGUCUUGCUUGCAAAUUGUUUUGAAUUGAAUUGAUGAUUUGUUUUCACUGUAAAUUCAGAGUUGAAGAACUUUCCCGUAGAGAACAUUUAGGCUAAAACGUUGCCACGGUUAAAUCACAGUUUCUGCGAAAUAUGCCCCUCGAAGACAUUCAAUGCAUCUGUCCAGCAACAUGUACAUAUUGUAAAUGAUGAAUUACUUAUAGGGGGAAGUGAUGCAAUUUUACUCAGAGGACGACUGUUGAGACGAGGGGGGUGUUGUGAUUUGGAUCUGACUACUAAAACCAACAAGGCUUGAAAAUAACUUUUUUGUUUUUGCUUCAGAUAUGUUUAGUUUGCUGUCAUGCUGAUGUCCUGAUGUUUGGUAAAAACUGUGACUAUUUUUUCUUAUACUGUUAUUAAUAUUAUUGCAGAUGUAAAUAAGGAAUUUCUAAAGAAUUAUUUUAAUUAAAGCAUGACAAAUUUA